AUGCUGUUAACCCGACCCGCUACUGUGCAACCUCUCCAGCAACAACAACAACAACACUUCUAUCCCAACAGCCAACCACACCCUCAGUCCCAAUCCCAGCAACCACAGCAGUUCUACCUGCAUUCACUCGACUUCGACCUCGACGCAUCGUUUGACGACGCCGCACACGAUCUCAACUCGUCGAGUAUAUCAUCCUCGCCGCUCUCGACUCAGUCUCUUCUCUCCUCUCACUACUCCUUGGCGAACCAGCCUGCCAGCUUUUCCAACUACAACGCAUCCCACCUGGCCGUGCCAAGAAGAGCGGCCACCACCACCACGGCUUUCGACGACUCGUCUUUGAACUUGAACCACCAGCAAGACCUGAUGCAGUCAGACGCUUGGGUAGUAGGAAGCCAGUACAUCCCUAAGCCGACCGGCCGAUUACCUCACCAGCGGGAGUCUUCUCUGUCUUCUAUGGGCUCUGCAGGCCCCGCAUCGCCUUUUAACCACAACACAACGAACCCUCAGAUUGCAGUCACAGACUCGAUACCAGACAACCUUUACGACAUGCAGAGUCACGACAACAACGCGUUCUACCAACUGGCCAGCAAGUCCAUGGCGGUUCCUCACGACAACAUGUACCCGAACUACAAUGGGUUGAACAACAUCUCGUCAGACAUGAACGGCUACACAUCUGCCUUGAAUGUCCAAAGGCCGCGGUCUGAUCGCAGUCUGCUGCCCGCUCCCGAGCUUUCGGUGGCAGGCAACAGAUCCCACCCUAACUCUGUGGCGAGUUCUAUCGCCGGUGACUCACCCGCCACUCCGUCUCACAUGGAACAAGAAGAUGACAGGAGGCGCAAAGCUGGUAAGGAAUCUUCCUCGGGUUUCGAUGACCUUAUAAGCACAUGCUUACCAUUGUUCGAUGAUACAGUCUUCAGCAAUGUUCCCAAGUUGGACCGUACGAUGACAGAUAUUUACAACGAUGAGCUAUACAGCCCAAACUUUACAAUCACAUCAGCAUCGCCCGCACAGCCCCAGAUGGCCGUGUCUCCCAGUAACGACGUGUUCGCUCAACGAUUAAGCGCUGCCAACAACCAACACUUGAGCGCGGCACACUCGCCUGCGUCGAGUGUCUCACGAGACCGGUCUCCGUUCCGCCAAGGUUCGCCCCUUGCUCCAGUUGCCAACCACGACUUUGGCACCGGUAUGCAGGCCUCUCGCUUGAGGUUCAAUUCGGCACAUCAGAUGCGGGAGCAGAAGAAAGCUGAGCAAGACGCUCAGAUCAUGAGGCAGCAAAUGUCUAUGAAGUCUGAGCCUGAGACUCCCAAAACCAUCUCUCCCAAGGACGCCAUGCUUGAGUUCCAUGAUGCCGAUGGCGACUCAUCCUUCCCAUUGUUUCCCUCUCAAGAGUCGGCGGAUUUUGAGGAUAUCGCAAAAGCGGUCGUCUCACAGGAUCAGCAGGCCAAUUUUGCCAGAUCGGCCAUGCAGACCGGAUCUGCUUUCCCUUACAUGUCAACUCAGUUACAAACCGGUGUUCACAUACCUCAACAAUACCCAUUCAUCGCCCAUCCGCGUCAAUCUCAGACCCAGGAGCAUAUGCCUCGCCUCAGCUCUGCCGAGUCCAGCUCUGGCAUUUCCGAGGGAACACCAGUUUCGAAUGGCGUUCCCAUGUCCAAGCCGGCUGGCACUGCUGCGGAUGGGGGCACGUACACAUGUACUUAUCACGGCUGCACGAUGCGCUUUGAGACUCCUGCUCUUCUACAAAAGCACAAACGAGAGGGUCACCGUCAGACCCAGGGAAUUGGAGGCCCCAGGAGACCUGAUACUGCUGUUGCUUCUCCCAACAGCCUAUUGAACAGCCAAGCUGGUCCUCACCGCUGUGACCGCAUCAACCCGAGCACUGGCAAGCCGUGUCACACGAUUUUCUCACGCCCUUACGAUCUGACGAGGCAUGAGGAUACGAUUCACAACGCACGCAAGCAAAAGGUUCGCUGUAACCUGUGCACCGAAGAGAAGACAUUCAGCCGUGCGGAUGCACUUACACGACACUAUCGUGUCUGUCAUCCCGACGUUGAAUUUCCCGGCAAGCAUCGACGUCGCGGCCAGAACGCCUAA
Colletotrichum spaethianum is the source of this 2094-nucleotide messenger RNA. Its product is annotated as transcriptional regulator sdnM. NCBI's taxonomy places the organism in Eukaryota, Fungi, Ascomycota, Sordariomycetes, Glomerellales, Glomerellaceae. The coding region runs from base 1 to 2094 and encodes 697 amino acids. The transcript has a single exon. Gene Ontology annotation, biological process: regulation of transcription by RNA polymerase II. Gene Ontology annotation, cellular component: nucleus. The record is from RefSeq and is a predicted model, not a curated record.